AUGGCUGACGAAACUCAAGUCGAGGAUGCUAAACCCAAAGAUACAAGGCCACCAAACUCACUGAUUGUAUCUUUAUCAAAGAAUUCACACUUUUAUGCGAACGUCGGCAUAAAACUACUAAACGGAUCCAGCGAUCAGCUUUCCUACGACGAAAUUUUUGUUACUGGGUUAGGUACUGCUAUCAAGGUCGCCAUCGAGACCGCUAUGCACUUAUCUAACCGCAAAGUCGGUGUUAUUAAGAAGAUUGAGACUUCUUACUACAACUCCGACACUAUCAAAAAGCACAUUCCAAAAAUUAACAUCGUCGUUGCCAAGUGCUAG
Messenger RNA from Theileria orientalis strain Shintoku, 321 nucleotides. RefSeq lists its product as uncharacterized. NCBI's taxonomy places the organism in Eukaryota, Apicomplexa, Aconoidasida, Piroplasmida, Theileriidae. The record is from RefSeq and is a predicted model, not a curated record. The transcript has 3 exons. Gene Ontology annotation, molecular function: nucleic acid binding. The coding region runs from base 1 to 321 and encodes 106 amino acids.